AAACGAGACGACCCAGCGAAACAUCAGCCAGCGGCAGAAUUGGGCAUUAUUCGAAUCAAUUUUUGUCCGGUGCGUGCGUGUUGUUUAGUCGUCUACGUCAGAUCGUUCGAUCAUGGAAAUCACUCUGAAGGCGAAAAGCACAAACCAGUUCGAUUGAAAAGAGCAGACCCAGUCCUCGAAGUGCUGGCCGACACGUCGGAAAUUUGGAAAAUCGCGCCAAUAAGACGAACACUUGCGUCGUAAAUGGUGGCCGCUCGCUGAACGCGUACUGGAACGUUCACUCAUUAUUGUGAAACCGUUGGAUUGCCCGAGGACGUUACUUGUUUACGAAAUUCCGCGUGAGGUCGAGCGAGAGGCCGUUCGUCUUGCCCCACGCGCUGUUCCAUUGCAUCGUGUACAAAUCGAGACAAAAGCGAAAUCUUCAGCAACGUGCACGUAUGGUCACGUGGACACGUAACUGAAACAGAAGCGCUGCAACACAAGAAGACGAUGUUCGGCAGGUUGGGUGCGCAUCUACGUAACGCUGGAGAGAAGUUGCUGUUGAGCCGCGUCGUCACUCCCGCCAUCGAAUUCAAACAUGCCAGAGCAGCGCACUUUUCGUAUUACCCGAGCGAGAGGUCGAAUAACGCCGGUGAGACUCAGAAGCUGAAUAUGUUUCAAGCGAUAAAUCACGGUCUUGCUCUCGCAAUGGAAAAUGAUCCACGUACAGUAAUAUUUGGCGAGGACGUAGCAUUCGGUGGUGUUUUCCGCUGCACCAUGGACCUGAAGAAGCGCUUCGGCAAUAACCGUGUCUUCAACACGCCUCUCUGUGAACAAGGAAUCGUCGGUUUUGGAAUCGGUUUAGCCAACGUUGGCGUAUCGGCGAUCGCCGAAAUACAAUUUGCGGAUUAUAUAUUUCCGGCUUUCGAUCAGUUAGUAAACGAAGCGGCUAAAGUGCGAUAUCGAAGUGGCAACAUGUUUGACUGUGGCAAACUUACAGUUCGCGCACCUUGCGGAGCAGUUGGUCACGGCGGCCUUUAUCAUUCUCAAAGUCCAGAGGCUUAUUUUGCGCACACCCCCGGCCUAAAGAUAGUCGUACCUCGCGGAGCGAUGCACGCGAAAGGCCUACUGUUGAGCUGCAUAGACGAGCCGGAUCCAUGCAUUAUGUUUGAGCCCAAGAUUUUGUAUCGCAAGGCAGUCGACGAAGUGCCCGUGGAACAUUACAAGAUCGAAAUCGGCAAGGCUGAGGUCGUGAGAGAAGGUGACGCCGUGACACUCGUAGGCUGGGGCACUCAGGUGCACGUACUGCUGGAGGUGGCCGACCUGGUCCGGGAGAAGCUCAACGUGUCCUGCGAGGUGAUAGACCUCGUCUCCAUCCUACCUUGGGACGCGGAACUCAUCUGCAAGUCGGCGAAGAAAACUGGACGCGUCGUCAUCGCCCACGAAGCGCCGAUGACGAACGGAUUCGGGGCAGAGAUAGCCGCGACCGUACAGGCGGAGUGCUUCUUAUACUUGGAGGCGCCGGUUCAGAGGGUAACCGGAUGGGACUGUCCUUUCCCGCACAUCUUCGAACCGUUUUACCUACCGGACAAGUGGCGUUGCUUCGCCGCCGUGCGGGAUAUCCUUAAGUACUGAAGUUACGGCGAAAGGAUUACGGAUUAACAGCAGCCGCCGUCGUCACAGUGGAAGAAGGAGGAAACCUGUUGCCCGCGCGUGAAUCUACCCGCGGGAAAGCACGGCUCUUUCCGCGUUAUUAAAUCUUUUUUUAUA
Dinoponera quadriceps is the source of this 1749-nucleotide messenger RNA. RefSeq names its product 2-oxoisovalerate dehydrogenase subunit beta, mitochondrial (gene BckdhB). Gene Ontology annotation, molecular function: catalytic activity. Gene Ontology annotation, biological process: response to nutrient; branched-chain amino acid catabolic process. The coding region runs from base 490 to 1614 and encodes 374 amino acids. The transcript has 9 exons. Lineage: Eukaryota; Metazoa; Arthropoda; Insecta; Hymenoptera; Formicidae. The record is from RefSeq and is a predicted model, not a curated record.